Acanthosepion pharaonis is the source of this 4413-nucleotide messenger RNA. The record is from the annotation of a GenBank genome assembly. Lineage: Eukaryota; Metazoa; Mollusca; Cephalopoda; Sepiida; Sepiidae.
AUGUCUCCUUUUUCUUCUCAUUAUUAUUGUCCUUCUCAGCCGCCUUCUUCUUGGCUACAUUCGUCUUCUUCUUCUACGUCUCCUUUUUUUCUCACUGUUAUUAUUAUUAAUAAUACUGUCCUUCUUCGUCGCCUUCUUUCUUAUCUACCUUCGUCUUCCCAUUCUACGUUUCCAUUUUCUUCUCACUAUCAUUAUUAUUAUUAUUGUUAUUAUUAUUAUAAUUAUUGUCUUCCUUCGUCUUCUCCUUCUCCUUCUUCUUCUUCUUCUUCUUCUUCUUAUUAUUAUUAUUAUUAUUAUUAUUAUUAUUGUCCUUCUUCGCCCUCUUCUUCUUGGCUACCUUCGUCUUCUCCUUCUUCUUUUUCUUCUUCUUCUUCUUCUUCUUCUUCUUCUUAUUAUUAUUAUUAUUAUUGUCCUUCUUCGCCCUCUUCUUCUUGGCUACCUUCGUCUUCUCCUUCUUCUUUUCUUCUUCUUCUUCUUCUUCUUCUUCUUCUUCUUCUUCUUCUUAUUAUUAUUAUUAUUAUUAUUAUCACGUUUUCUAUUUUUAUUUCGUCUUUCUUCCUUUACACUCUCUCUUACUUACUUACUUUCCACACUUUCUUUCUUUUUUCUUUCUUUCUUUCUUUCUACUCUUUCAUUUUUUUUCUUUCCACCAUUUCUUUCUGUUUUAUUUCCACGCUUUCAUUCUUUUUUGCUCCUUACCAUUCUUUUUCUUUCUUUCUUUCUUUCUUUCUUUCUUUCUUUCUUUCUUUCUUUACACUCUUUGAUUCUUCCUAUCUUUCUCCUCCGUUCUUUUUUCUUACUUUCUUUAUACUCUUUCUUUCUUACUUGCCAGGCUUUCUUUCUUUUUUUUUUUUCUUUCCAUACUUUCUUUCUUUUCCUUUCUUUCUUUCUUUUUACGAUUUCAUUAUUUUUCUUUCACUCUUUCAUUCUUUUUUCUCUCUUUCUUUCCAAACUUUCUUUCUUUUUCCUUUCUUUCGACAUUUUCUUUCUUAUUUCUUUCCACCCUUUCGUUCUUUUUUCUUUCUUUUAUUUCACACUUUCUUUUUUUCUUCCCACUCUUUCAUUAUUUCUUUCUUUCUUUUUUCUUUUUCUCCACUAUUUCUUUCUUUUUUCUUUCUACUCUAUCUUUUCUUUCUUUCUUUCUUUCUUUCUUUCUUUCUUUCCACUUUUUCUAUCAUUUUUCAUUUUUCUACUCUUUCGUUCUUUUUCUCUCUUUCUAUUUCUUUCUUUCUACUCUUUCGAAUAUAUUGUUUUCUUUCUUUCUUUCUUUCUUUCUUUCUUUCUUUCUUUCUUUCUUUCUUAAUAUCUCGUUUGCUUUCUCCCCAUUGUCAUUCUACGUUUAACUUUCUUUCUUUAUUUCUUUCUUUCUUUCUUUUUUCUCGAAUCUUUUUCAGCAUUUUUUACGUUUUAUUUUAUAAUAGUUUUUCCUUCGUUUAUCAUUUCUUUGCUUUCUUUUACUUGCUUUCUUUCUUCCUUUCUUUCUGUUCCAUUUGUUGGCUUCUUUAUCUAUUUCUAUCUUUCUUUCUUUUCUUACUCUUUCUUUCUAUUAUUCUUUUUUCUUUCUUUUUUCAUUCUUUCUUUCUUUCUUUCCUUUUUUUAUUUUUAUCUCUUUCAAUAUUUUUUUGUUUCAUCCUUAUUUUCUUUCUGUUGUUUUAUCUUUCUUUCAUUCUUUAUUUUUCACACCUCUUUUUAAUUUUAUCUUCGCCAUUCUUUCCUUCGAUUAACUUUUCCUUCUUUUUUCUUUGUAUGUUUGUUUCUCUCUUUCGUUUCCAUGCCUUUUUAUUUCCUUCAUUCUUUCUUUUCGCUUAUCUUUUCUUUCUUUCUUUCUUUCUUUUUUUCUUUCUUUCUUUCUUUCUACUCCAUUCCUCUUUUUUUCUGUUUUUAUCAUCGUCAUUUUCUCCAUCACUUCAGUUUGCUAUUUUUCUUUCUCUGUCAUUCUCUCUUUCACUUAUCAUUUUACAUUCUUUCUUUCUUUCUUUCUUUCUUUCUUUCUUUCUUUCUUUCUACUCAACUCUUUUUUGCAUUUUUAUCUCCGUCAUUCUCUCCAUCGCUUUUGUUUUCUUUUCUUUCUUUCUUUCUUUCUUUACUACACAUCAUUUUUUGCUUUUAGCCCUUUCAUUCUCUCUCUCGUUUAUCAUUUUUUCUUUCUUUCCUUCUUUCUUUCUUUUUCUUUUUCUUCUUUCUUUUCUUUUCUUUUUUCUUCUUUUUUCUUUCUUUCUUUCCAUUCCAUUUUUUUGCAGUUUUAUCUCCGUCAUUCUCUCCAUCGCUUUUGUUUUCUUUUUCUUUCUUUCUUUCUUUCUUUCUUUCUUUCUUUCUUUCUUUUUCUUUCUUUACUACACAUUAUUUUUUGGUUUUAGCCCUUUCAUUCUCUCUCUCGUUUAUCAUUUUUCUUUCUUUCCUUCUUUCUUUCUUUCUUUCUUUCUUUCUUUCUUUCUUUCUUUCUUUCUUUCUUUCUUUCUUUUCUUUCUUUUUUUUUUUCUUUUCUUUUCUUUCCAUUCCUUUUUUUUUCAGUUUUAUCUCCUUUUCAUUUCUCUCUCUCGCUUAUCAUUUUUAUUUUUCUUUCUUUCUUUCUUUCUUUCUUUCUUUCUUUCUUUCUUUCUUUCUUUCUUUCCAUGGCUAGCUUUUUGUUCCUUGCAUUCUUUCUUUCUUUCUUUCUUUCUUUCUUUCUUUCUUUCUUUCUUUCUUUACUACACAUCAUUUUUUGCUUUUAGCCCUUUCAUUCUCUCUCUCGUUUAUCAUUUUUCUUUCUUUCCUUCUUUCUUUCUUUCUUCUUUUCUUUCUUUCUUUCUUUCUUUCUUUCUUUCUUUCUUUCUUUCUUUCUUUCUUUCUUCUCCAUUCCUUUUUGCACCCUUUCAUUCUCUCUCUCGUUUAUCAUUUUUCUUUCUUUCCUUCUUUCUUUCUUUCUUUCUUUUCUUUCUUUCUUUUUUUCUUUCUUUUCUUUUUUCUUUCUUUCUUUUUUCUUUCUCCAUUUUUUUUUUGCACCCUUUCUUUCUCUCUCUCUCGUUUAUCAUUUUUCUUUCUUUCCUUCUUUCUUUCUUUCUUCUCUUUCUUUUCUUUCUUUUUCUUUCUUUCUUUCUUUCUUUCUUUACUACACUUCCUUUAUUAUUUUUAUCUCCGUCUUUCUCUCCCUCGAUUACAUAUCCCUUCUUUUUCUUUUAUUUGUUUCUUUCUCUUUCGUUUCCACGCCAUUUUUUUAUGACAAAUAUCUUCAUCAUUCUCUUCCUCGCUUAUCUUUUCCUUCUUUCUUUCUUUCUUUCUUUCUUUCUUUCUUUCUUCUUCACUCCUUAUUCCCAUCCUCAUUUACCGUCUUUCUUUGCUUGUCUCUCUUCUAUCUUCGUCUGCUUAAUGAUAAUUGCUCGUUAUACUUUUUACCGUUUUUCCGUUUUGAUCGAGACGCAAAUGGAGAAAUCACUUUUUUUGUUAUCAGCGCCCCCUAGCGGCAUCGUAGCUUCUAUCUUUAUUUGUUUCUUCCAUUUUCCUUCUUCCUGCUUAUUAGAACAUUAUUAUUCGUCCAUUUUCCCUAUAAGCAUAACUUUUUCUAUUGUUUUCAGAGCUUCUGCUCGCUUCAUUUUUAAACAGAUAUUUAUAACAUUUACUAACGAGAUACCGGAUCACUUUUCACAGAUAACUCUUUGUUUGUUUGUUUGUUUGUUUCUUUUUUUCUUUCUUUCUUUCUUUCUUUCUUUCUUUCUUUCUUUCUGUCUUCCUUUCUUUCUUUCUUUCUUUCUUUCUUACUUACUUACUUACUUUCUUUCUUACUUUCUUUCUUUCUUUCUUUCUUACUUUCUUUUUUUCUUUCUUACUUUCUUUCUCCCUUUCUGUCUUUCUUUCUUUCUUUCUUUCUUUCUUACUUUCUGUCUUUCUUUCCUUUCUUUCUUUCUUUCUUUCUUACUUUCUUUCUUUCUGUCUUUCUUUUUUUUUUUCCUUUCUUUCUUUCUUUCUUUCUUACUUCCUUUCUUCCUUUCUUUCUUACUUUCUUUCUUACUUUCUUUCUUUCUUUCUUACUUUCUUUCUCCCUUUCUGUCUUUCUUUCUUACUUUCUUUCUUUCUUUCUUUCUUUUUACUUUCUUUCUUUCUGUCUUUCUUUUUUCUUCCUUUCUUUCUUUCUUUCUUUUUUUCUUACUUCCUUUCUUCCUUUCUUUCUUGCUUUCUUUCUUUCUUACUUCCUUUCUUCCUUUCUUUCUUUCUUUCUUUCUAACAGUUUCUUUUUCUUUUUUGCCCAUCUUUAUGAGUUUUUCACUCACACUUUCUCACUUUCACACUCCCCCUCUACUUCCUCCCUUUCUCCCUUUUACUCUUUCAACCCUUCCUUUUCACUCUCUCUUUCAAAAUAUCACACGCUUUUCUCUUUCUCAUUUUUCUCUCUUUUCCCACUCUCUUUUUUCAUCUCUUUUUCCCCAUAUCUUUCUUUAA